AUGGCCGAGCGUCGCCAGUCCUCACGCAGCAGCACCAGCCGAUACCGCACGCGGAGCUCCAGCACGCCGCCCAGCAAGCGGUCGCUGGGCUUCAGCACUCCUUCCGCCUCCAGCGCUGUGAGCCCUCCCAGCCUCUCACCGACCCACGACGAGCUCUCAACUGACCGUGUCUUGACCUUCUUGCAGAGCGCACAAGACCGCAACGUGCCUGUUCGGUUCGGCAAAUGGAGCUUAGAGGAGGACGCGUACUUGGCCAAGCUCAUCUGGCUCUUCGAGAACGGGUUACUGGUCGACAUCGAGCACAAGAUGUCGUUGCGUUCGUUCCUGGCGCUCAUGCUCGACUGUUGCCCCAUGCGCAUCUCCAAGAAGCAAAUGCACGGCCACAAGUUCGUGGGGAAGACCAAAUACGUGCGUCGCAACACCCAAAUGACGCAAAAAGAGUACGACAAGCUCUGUCAAGAGGUUUCGACGCUUCGACACGCCUUCAUCAAGGCUUGGGCCCGGGACGAGUACGACCGACGCAGCAACAGAGCCAAAGAGGACGCCACGAGUUUCCAGAACUGGUACGACAGAGCUGUGAGUCUUGUACCCAUGCCCAAGCUGGCAAAGAGACCGAAUCUCAAGGAAUACAAGAGGAAACGUCACAUUGAGCCACUGGAUGAGGUCGAGACGCACGUGCAGAGCACCAAGAGACAGCAAGUCGAGAAAACGUCAACGAUUCGACCGGUACAGGCAGCUGUGGACCACCUAGAGCGUGAGGAUGCACCACAGGUGGAGAUGCUGGAGCCAGUGGAGAUUCUGCCCCUGGAACCAGCUCCAAUCCCUGACAGUACAGUAGUGACGGCUCUGCCGACUUCGUACUGCAGUGAAACAGUGAAUAUGGGGGACUGGCUGGCCAAUUUGGAUCGUGGCCGCACGGUAACGCAGUGGACGGAUUUCCAGACUGUCAAUCACGUCGGAGAGACUCGAUACACUUUGUGUGAAGACGCAGUGCAAGUUUCUUUGCAUUUGAGCGACCAACAACCUUCAAUGGCUGGAUUAUCCAUUGAGCGUCGAUCUUCCAGACUGAUUAUUGACUUUGGAGCGCCGAGCUGCUGGUCCAUGGACGAAGAAUCCAAGCACGAGCCGUCAUGUGACUACUCGGAGUGGGCAGAUCAUGAUCUGGCCGAAGAAUUGGCAAUGACAACAGAUCCUGGCAUCUUUGGCUGGGACGACGCGUCCUCGCUCCCCCACUUGGCGUACAACCCGACGGUGAAUUUCCUGUGA
Molecule: messenger RNA, 1266 nt
Organism: Phytophthora infestans T30-4
Lineage: Eukaryota; Oomycota; Peronosporomycetes; Peronosporales; Peronosporaceae
Exons: 1
Coding region: 1-1266 (421 amino acids)
Source: RefSeq, a predicted model, not a curated record